CGGGAUAUUAUGUAUGGCCGAGCGCGCCUAGACGCAGAGAAAUUGAUGUCGAAAACGACUUGAAGAACGGCGAAGGAAGCUCCGUCUUAGACGUCCGAGCGUCCUACAGCUUGAAGGAACGACGCACUCUGACGGACCGAUCUGGUUGCUUCUAGACUUUCUCAACGGCGAACGUUCUCGUGUUGCUAUUGAAUUAUCGAUUCUCGGUGUUGGAUUGUUGAACUGUUGGCUUGUUGGUUUCCAAUUCGAACCCUGAACGAUCGCUUGCAAUGGACGCCUCGAAGAGUUUGAUGGCAUCGAUUGCGCUGGGUGCAGUAGUCUACUACAUCAUCAGCGCAGUAUACUAUGCCUUCUUCCACCCACUGUCUAAAUACCCAGGGCCUUUUUUCGCUCGCUUCUCCAGCUGGCCUUCGUUCUUGCAUACAACAAAAGGGGAUCGCCACAUAUGGUUCUGGCAGCUGCACGAAGUCUAUGGACCAAUUGUCCGCUACAAGCACGACAGCGUCGUGAUAACCACACCGGAGGCGCUCCGCACGAUAUACGAUUCUCGAGCAAAUGUCAAGAAAGCCGCGGCGUACGGGGUAUGGCCCAAAAAAGCAGAGUCUCCAAACACCUUUUCCUGCAUCGAUAAAGUCAAACAUGCGCGAAGAAGGAGGAUUCUCAAUGCCGCUAUAUCUGACCGCGCGAUCAAGUCCGCGGAGCCAUACGUGAUCAAGCAUGUGGAUCGAUGGUUCGAGCUGCUUAAAGGAGAAGAUGGCAAAUGGGGCGAGUCGACGAACAUUGCGCUUUCCGCGGAUAGCCUGCAAUUCGACAUUAUGGCUGAACUGUGCUAUGGGAAGUCGUUCGAUACGAAGGAGCCCGGAGAGAACAAAUUGAGGAGCAUUCCGCAUGAUAUCGUGGAAUUCAUGUGGCUGAACUUCAGAAUUAUGCACUCUCCAUUCGUCCAUAUUUGGGUCUGGCUCAAACCGAGAGGACUGGAUAUCGCGUUCGGGAAUCUGAUGCCGAAGAAGAUUAAGAACUACGUCGACUUUGUAGCAGAGUGCGUUGAAGAGCGAUUGAAGCAGGAGGAAAGUGUCGAGAAGAAAGGAGGUGAAGCGACCAGGAAAGACAUGCUCCAUUACCUGUUCCAAGCCAAGGAUCCGGAGACGGGGCAGCGCGGCUAUACACGAGAGGAUCUCCUGGAAGAAGCAGACAUGCUGACUGUCGCCGCGACCGAUACAACGGCCGCCGCAAUGGCAGCUGCCUUCUUUUAUCUGAGCCGGAACAAAACCGCGUACGAGAAGCUCAAAAGCGAAAUUCGCAAUACCUUCACUGAUGUGACCGAGAUCGGGCUUGGUCCUCGUCUCAAUGGUUGCAAAUAUCUGGACGCAGUCAUCAACGAAACGCUGCGAAUGAGUUCGCCAGGCUCGAACGAGUUCCCCAGGGAGGUCCUCGCGGGAGGAAUCCGCAUAGGCGAUCAAUAUCUCCCACCAGGUACGAACGUAGGCUGCUGCCUCUACGCACUGUUCCAUGACCAGAACAUAUUUGGCGAUCCAUGGGUGUUCCGACCUGAACGUUGGAUCGCGGGCGAAGGCGGCUCUGCCGAAGGCCUAGACGCUGCUGAGAAGACCCUUGCCCCUUUUCUGUUCGGCGUUCGCGGGUGUCCUGGGAAGAACUUGGCCCUUAUGGAACUCCACGUGGUCUUGGCGAGAUUGCUUCAUGGUUAUGAGUUCAGGCUGGCCCCGAAUGAUCAGACCGGCGAAGGGAACGUUGGUCUGGGAUGGGGAAGGCAAUGUAAAGCUCAGUAUCAGACUCGGGAUGCGUUCGUCCCGAUGCGGAAUGGGCCUUUCAUACAAUUCGCGUCGCGGGCAUGAUACGUUUGAUAGAGUACAAUGGUAUCUUUUGACCGUGUUGACAGAAGAAUGCUGAUCUUGGUUCGUAGCGUAGAAAUCGCAGAGAGGGAUGUUCCGCAUGUAUCGAUAUCGAAGUUUGUGUGAACGUUCGGUAGUGUUGUAAACUCACGGAAGGACAUCUGGGAUAUUGUCGGAGGCUGUUCGAUUCGUGCCGUUCAUUCGUGUUCCUUCCCCCGCUGCUCUCUCAGAUGCAGGUCGUCUUCACGUGGUUACAGGGCAACGCGUUCUUCUCGUCACCAAUGACUCCCUCUGAUGCAGUUUCUCGUAUCUCAUUGAGGGCAUGCCUCGACAGCGGCGCGUCAAACACUCUCGCCACUCCGGGAGGAUUAUAGACGGACCGGCUUUGCCUCGAUCCCCUCCGGCAGAG
Trematosphaeria pertusa is the source of this 2259-nucleotide messenger RNA. Its product is annotated as cytochrome P450. NCBI's taxonomy places the organism in Eukaryota, Fungi, Ascomycota, Dothideomycetes, Pleosporales, Trematosphaeriaceae. Bases 270 to 1853 code for a protein of 527 amino acids. The transcript is spliced from 3 exons. The record is from RefSeq and is a predicted model, not a curated record. Gene Ontology annotation, molecular function: heme binding; oxidoreductase activity, acting on paired donors, with incorporation or reduction of molecular oxygen; iron ion binding.